Messenger RNA from Chlorocebus sabaeus (green monkey), 3101 nucleotides. RefSeq names its product phosphatidylinositol glycan anchor biosynthesis class S (gene PIGS). Gene Ontology annotation, biological process: attachment of GPI anchor to protein. The record is from RefSeq and is a predicted model, not a curated record. NCBI's taxonomy places the organism in Eukaryota, Metazoa, Chordata, Mammalia, Primates, Cercopithecidae. Gene Ontology annotation, cellular component: GPI-anchor transamidase complex.
AAGUAUCCUGAGUUUUCCAAGUUGGAAAUGAAUUAAAACGUAUUUUAAGAUAGCGAGAGAGCCAAUUGUGCUAAAACAUAGUAGCUUGCUACCUCCGUGUUUGAGGCUUGAGGAGAGGGCACCCCAAGAGGAGCUCUACGAUAAGGAUACUAAGACCGUGACAGCUGACGUUUGAGGGCUUUCCAUGUGCCAGGCUCCUUACAAGAACGGCCUCAUUUAUCUAAAUAUCACCAUUUUCAGAUAAGACAAUUGAGCCUCGGAGCUGCCUGUAGUUGCCCAGCUAAUAUUUAGGGACUGCAGAGGUUGCGCUCUUGAUUGAGGGACUAGAAGUGUGUUCUACAAGGAAGCGGGGGACUUCGUUCCAACAGCGCCGAAACCCGAGCGCCCCAUCCGCAGCCCCUCCGCGGCUGGGUGACUUCCUUUUAGACCCCAGUGAAGCUCCCAGCGGAACCCGCCCACCCCGCCGGCUAGUCUGGAGUAGCGCUCGCGAUUGGCCCCGAUCACCGCCGCGGUCCCGCCCCCUCGUUGCCGAGGUUCCGAUUGGGUGAGGCUCACGAAGCUCCGCCCCCCGGCGGCCGGAGCAGCCGGAAGCUAGCAUGGCGGUCGCCGGGUCCGCGGCUACAGACUUAGAGGUGGUCCGGGGCAAGCGCGCCGCCCUCUUCUUCGCUGCGGUGGCCAUCGUGCUGGGGCUGCCUCUCUGGUGGAAGACCACGGAGACCUACCGGGCUUCGUUGCCUUACUCCCAGAUCAGUGGACUGAAUGCCCUGCAGCUCCGCCUCAUGGUGCCUGUCACUGUCGUGUUUACGCGGGAGUCAGUGCCCCUGGACGACCAGGAGAAGCUGCCCUUCACCGUUGUGCAUGAAAGAGAGAUUCCUCUGAAAUACAAAAUGAAAAUCAAAUGCCGUUUCCAGAAGGCCUAUCGGAGGGCUUUGGACCAUGAGGAGGAGGCCCUGUCAUCGGGCAGUGUACAAGAGGCAGAAGUCAUGUUAGAUGAGCCUCAGGAGCAAGCGGAGGGCUCCCUGACUGUGUAUGUGAUCUCUGAACACUCCUCACUUCUUCCCCAGGACAUGAUGAGCUACAUUGGGCCCAAGAGGACAGCAGUGGUACGGGGGAUAAUGCACCGGGAGGCCUUUAACAUCAUUGGCCGCCGCAUAGUCCAGGUGGCCCAGGCCAUGUCUUUGACUGAGGACGUGCUUGCUGCUGCUCUGGCUGACCACCUUCCAGAGGACAAGUGGAGCGCUGAGAAGAGGCGGCCUCUCAAGUCCAGCUUGGGCUAUGAGAUCACCUUCAGUUUACUCAACCCAGACCCCAAGUCCCAUGACGUCCACUGGGACAUUGAGGGAGCUGUGCGGCGCUAUGUGCAACCUUUCCUGAAUGCCCUCAGUGCCGCUGGCAACUUCUCUGUGGACUCUCAGAUUCUUUACUAUGCAAUGUUGGGAGUGAACCCCCGCUUUGACUCAGCUUCCUCCAGCUACUAUUUGGACAUGCACAACCUCCCCCAUGUCAUCAAUCCAGUGGAGUCCCGGCUGGGAUCCAGUGCUGCCUCCUUGUACCCUGUGCUCAACUUUCUACUCUACGUGCCUGAGCUUGCACACUCACCGCUGUACAUUCAGGACAAGGAUGGCGCUCCAGUGGCCACCAAUGCCUUCCACAGUCCUCGCUGGGGUGGCAUUAUGGUAUAUAAUGUCGACCCCAAAACCUAUAAUGCCUCAGUGCUGCCAGUGAGAGUCAAGGUGGACAUGGUGCGAGUGAUGGAGGUGUUCCUGGCACAGUUGCGGUUGCUCUUUGGGAUUGCUCAGCCCCAGGUGCCUCCAAAAUGCCUGCUUUCAGGGCCUAAGAGUGUAGGGCUAAUGACCUGGGAGCUAGACCGGCUGCUCUGGGCUCGGUCAGUGGAGAAUCUGGCCACAGCCACCACCACCCUCACCUCCCUGGCACAGCUUCUGGGGAAGAUCAGCAACAUUGUCAUUAAGGACGAUGUGGCAUCUGAGGUAUACAGGGCUGUAGCUGCAGUCCAGAAGUCGGCAGAAGAGUUGGCCUCUGGGCACCUGGCAUCUGCCUUUGUCGCCAGCCAGGAAGCUGUGACGUCCUCUGAGCGUGCCUUUUUUGACCCGUCACUCCUCCACCUCCUUUAUUUCCCUGAUGACCAGAAAUUUGCCAUCUACAUCCCACUCUUCCUGCCUAUGGCUGUGCCCAUCCUCCUGUCCCUGGUCAAGAUCUUCCUGGAGACCCACAAGUCCUGGAAAAAGCCUGAGAAGACAGACUGAGCAGGGCAGCUCCUCCAUAGGAAGCCUUCCUUUUUGGCCAAGGUGGGCGGUGUUAGAUUGAGAGGCACGUACAUGGGGCCUGCCGGAAUGACUUAAAUAUUUGUCUCCAGUCUCCACUAGUGGCUCUCCAGCAACCAAAGUACAACACUCCAAGAUGGGUUCAUCUUUUCUUCCUUUCCCAUUCCCCUGGCUCAGUCCUCCUCCACCACCAGGGGCCCCCAAAGGCACAUCAUCCGGGUCUCCUUAUCUUGUUUGAUAAGGCUGCUCCCUGUCUCCCUCUGUGGCAUGGACUGUUUGUUCUUUUGCCCUAUUUCUCAACAUAGCACACUCAUGCACUGAGAGGAGGGAGCAUUAUGGGAAAGUCCCUCCCUUCCACUCUCCUCUCUAACCCCUGUGGGAGAGCCCUAGUCCCUGCCGUCAUGAAGGUGUCAGGCAUUGGUUACCUCUGGGACCUUCUCCCUCACUCCCCUCCCUCCUAGCUAGCUUUGUCUGUCAGGUACAGUCUGGUGGAAGUCCAGGAGGCAGCAGCUCAGGACGUGGUGUUGGGGGUGUGUGUGUGUGUGUGUGUGUGUGUGUGUGUGAGUCAGAGGUUCCAGAAGGUUCCAGAUUUGGAAUCAAAGAGUCCUGAAUUCAAAUCCUUAUUUUUGCACUUAUUGUCUGGAGAGCUUUGGAUAAGCUGUUGAAUAUCUCUGAGCCUCAGUUUUUCAUUCAUUCAAAUGGCACCGAUGAUGUCUCCCUUACAAGGUGGUUGUGAGGAUUAAAUGUGAUCAGCAUGUAACGUGUCUAGUGUAUAUUAGGCUCUUAAUAAACACUGGCUGAAUAUGAAUUGGAAUGAUA